This is a messenger RNA of Phragmites australis (common reed), 2756 nucleotides long. RefSeq lists its product as uncharacterized. NCBI's taxonomy places the organism in Eukaryota, Viridiplantae, Streptophyta, Magnoliopsida, Poales, Poaceae. The record is from RefSeq and is a predicted model, not a curated record. Bases 936 to 1679 code for a protein of 247 amino acids. The transcript has 2 exons.
ACUACGUACAGAAGUUGUGCUGUCGCCUGUAAGUUUGUGAAGCAGGGAUAUAUUAUUUUAUGGAGAAAGAUUAGCCUAUGAUUCCACAAUCGUAGUAGCUGAUCACACUAUACCAAGUCAAGUGCUUGAGGUCAAAUUUGAUCACUCCCUCGAGCUGAUUAAACGCUUCUCACGGGUCGCGACUCGGGAGUCGGGACUACAAUUUUGUUGACGAAAAGGGUCGUCAUGCCUUCCGCGACCAACUCGUCCCGGUGCAACCGUUUUCUGGAGCGAACAGUAAUUGAACUGUGCGUCGGUGCGCCCCUCUCCGGGCUCCAAGCGAUCGAUCCGGAGCAGACCUCCGGACGAUCAAGGAUCUAGCAACGAAGCUCACGUGACAGGUGGCUAUGGUGAAUUGGUGUUACGGGGUAUGUUUGAUUUUCUUGCCCAUCGUUGUCUAGCUUUGUCUAACAAGAUUAGAGUACAAACAAGUAUAUUUGAUUCCUUUACUUAUUUGAAUUUAACCAAAAUGGAUUAGAAUUUCUUUGAUACCUGUCUCCUAUGGAAUUGAUCUUCUUUCAAGGCAGAGACAAAUUAACUCUACUCCCCUAACAAGAUUUGUCUUGCUAAUCCUUGCCCGGCAAAACUAGUAGAUAAAAAAGCCAAACAUGCGCAUGGUGACUAUGAAAAGGCCGGGAGUCAAUUUGUGUCAGCGGAAACCUGCAAUGCUUCAUUUAUUGGAGCAGUCCACAGUUCAAGGCUUCAAGCGAUGGCAAACUGGCAAAGUCAAGCGAACGUGUUUGCCCCGCUCCGUCGCGAGAACACGUCAAAAAUUGCUAGAAUCCACCGUAUAAAGCCGUGCGACCCAGCGUCAAAAGUUCUCAUAUCCAACUCGGCACUCGCAAAUAAACCAGCCCUGCUUUGCGCUGCUUGUUUUGGUCUUCCAUUCCACCCCCAUGGCAACCACAGGGCCGUACAACGCCGCCAAGGUGGAGGAGAAGCACGAGCCGAUGAGGCCGCUCGCCCUCCCGUCCCCGACCGUCCACCCGGCGACGACCAACGACGCCGCGGACGAGGAGGCGGCCGCGACCACCAGGCGCUGGCGCUCCAUGCAGUACCUCCGCAAGCGCAGGUGCCUGCUCUGCUGCUGCGGCUGCUGCACCACCUCCGUGGUCAUCCUGGGCAUCGUCAUCCUCGUGCUCGCGCUCACCGUGUUCAGGGUCAAGGACCCCAUCCUCACCAUGAACCGCGUCACGCUGGAGGGCGUCGACGGCGAUCUCGGCACCCAGCAGCACCCGGUGUCCGUGAACGCCACGCUCAACGCGGACAUCUCCAUCAAGAACCCCAACGUGGCCUCGUUCAGGUUCGCGCGGAGCGAGACGGACUUCUACUACGCCGGGGAGACGGUCGGCGUGGCGUACGCGCCCGACGGCGAAGUCGGCGCCGACCGCACCUUGCGCAUGAACGUCACGCUCGACGUGCUCGCCGACCGCAUCUCGCCCAACGUCAACAUAACCGACCUCAUCUUCGGACAGGACUACAACCUGACGAGCUACACGGAGAUCACCGGGAGGGUGAACCUUCUUGGCAUCUACAAGAGGGACCUCGACAUCAAGAUGAACUGCUCCAUCACGCUGGAGGUGGGGGCCUUCACCACCGUGCAGAGUAAAACCACGGACUGCGUUGCAAACGUCAGCUGAUCAGCUAGCAGGAGACUAGCAGUGUGUAAACUUGCAGGACCAGACGUUCGAGGAAUUUGAUCAACCUGCAUUCGAAGGCAAGUGUCCUUGAUCACUUUGAUCCCAUUGUAGGAAAGUGUAGCUUUUAUUUUUCUAGAUGCAUGUUUGUCUAAUUUGGAAUCCCAUGGUUAGGGUUUUACUAGAUUUUACUUGACUAUCCUUGUCGUCGUUGAUGAAUCAUGGAAAAUGAAGGGUAGAUAUGCUAGUGCUGUUAUGUUUAGGGUAAAGGUUAAUCUAUACUAAUGUUUAUGCAACAAAAAUUUGGGUAUGGUAAUCUUGUAGUAACAUGGUAUAGGGAUCUCAACUAAAUGGUUAGUUUAAGGUGCUGCUGCACAACAGGUUUGUGGUUGUUACUGUGGGGGGUCCUAAGGACCGGUUUUACACCCCGGAAGUGUAAAACAAAACGGAAAUCAUGACUCGUAGGUAAAGUGUGCAAACUUUACAGAGUGUAAAACUGAUCGAUCAGUCGUGCUCACGGUUAAGAGCGAGCUUUGACUUCUUCAUAAUUAUUGGGGAUCUUGGAUGGUUGGUUUUGGGUAGUCGGGUGGUGAAAUCCCAAUGAGUCGAUAGCCGGAUAUGGGAUAUCUGGUGAGACUGGUAGUCGGAUGGAAUCCGAUGAGUUGUCUCCUUUAAUGUUGGAGUCAUCACAUAGUAAAUAUAUUGCUAUGUCUUUUGAGUCCAAGAUUAGAUUGGCAUAGUUGCAGUUAGUCCGAGUCAAGUUUUUCCUUGUCUUAAAGCCUACAUGUCAUGUUUUCCCACACUUGCUAAGUACUCUAUGUACUAACGCUUGCCUUCUCCCAACUUCUUGAUGUUGCUCAGAAGGUGAGGAAUUCGCAGACAUCUCGACCGAUGGAGCCGAGUUCUAGGCGAAGGAAGAUGUCGACCUGAAGACCAUGUCAUAAGCUGGCGCUCCCCCGGACAACGCCUGUGGAUGGAUGGAAGACCUGCUGCCGCUGAAAGUUAUCUUAGUAUUUUCUUUACCUAUGGGUCAUUUUUUAAUGAAUAUUAUCGUUAUUUAUUGACACAAUUAUGUUAUCA